Molecule: messenger RNA, 1512 nt
Organism: Fusarium poae
Lineage: Eukaryota; Fungi; Ascomycota; Sordariomycetes; Hypocreales; Nectriaceae
Exons: 7
Coding region: 1-1512 (503 amino acids)
Biological process (GO): transmembrane transport
Cellular component (GO): membrane
Molecular function (GO): transmembrane transporter activity
Source: RefSeq, a predicted model, not a curated record
AUGUCCAAGAUGGCGACAAGCAACCACAAUGAGAAGUUGCAGAACGACACGGCGUCCAAUACGUCGGAUGCUGUCGGAGGGAUUGUAGAAAAUGUUGAGAAUGCACAGUUCUACGUCGAUCCGAAACAAGAGGCGAAGCUUCGUCGCAAGAUUGACUUUAUGAUUGUACCGACAGUCUGUCUACUUUAUCUCUUCUGCUUCAUCGAUCGUGCAAACAUUGGAAAUGCUCGUCUUGCCGGCCUGGAAGAUGACCUCGGAAUGAAGGGAAGCGACUACAACAUGGUCCUUUCCGUCUUUUACAUCAGUUACAUCAUUUUUGAGAUCCCAGCGAACCUUCUCUGCAAGUACAUGGGUCCCGGAUGGUUUAUCCCGUUGACAUCUUUGGGCUUUGGGCUGGUGUCCAUUUUCACAGCCUUUGUUCACAAUGUCCCUCAAAUUUGUGGUGUUCGUUUUGUUUUAGGUAUUUUUGAAGCUGGUAUGCUGCCUGGCAUAGCAUACUACAUGUCUCGGUGGUACAGACGCAGCGAACUUACCUUCCGAUUGUCUCUUUACAUCGUGAUGGCCCCCUUGGCGGGUGCGUUUGGUGGACUGCUCGCCUCAGCUAUUCUCAAACUACCACAUUUUGGAAGAUUCAAGAGUUGGGAGAUGAUAUUUGCCAUCGAAGGAAUCGUCACUGUUGCUCUAUCUAUCAUCUCCUUUGCUACACUUACCGAUCGACCCGAAUCAGCCAGAUGGCUUACAGAGGAGGAAAAAGCGUUGGCUAUUAACCGUAUCAAAACCGAACGUCUCGGAACAACCGAAGUCUUGGAUAAGAUGGACAGAGCAAAGAUCUUUGCCGGCAUUCGAAGUCCCCUUACUCUGUCCACUUCGGUCAUUUUCUUACUGGACAACAUCACUGUUCAAGGCCUUGCGUUCUUCUUGCCGACCAUCGUCCGAACGAUUUAUCCCGAACGAUCCAUCAUCUCGCAACAACUCUUCACUGUCCCACCAUACGUCGUCGGCGCUUUUUUCACGGUGCUUAUUCCAGCCUUCAGCUAUAAGAUGGAUCGUCGGCAAAUAUUUAUUAUCCUUUGCGCGCCGCUUGUUAUGGUCGGAUAUGCCAUUUUCUUAGGCACUAAUAAUGGCCAGGCCCGAUAUGGUGCCACGUUCCUUGUUGCUAGUUCUGCCUUUGCUCUUGCGCCUCUGACCAACUCGCAUAUCAGUGCCAAUGUCUUGAGUGAUACUGCAAGAAGCGCUGCGAUUGGAACCAAUGUCAUGUUUGGUAACAUUGGAGGUCUCAUUUCUACUUGGUCUUUUGUCAAGAGCGACGGGCCGGAUUAUCCAAUUGGAAACGGAUUGAACCUUGCAACGUCUAGUACUAUCUUGGUUCUUGGUACUUUGACUCUCUUCUGGAUCAAGCGAGACAACCGGAAGCGGGCGAGUCGGUCUGCGGAGGAGGAGUUGGCAGGAUUGAGCCAGCAACAGAUCCAAGAUCUUGAUUGGAAGAACCCCAACUUCCGAUGGAUCACGUAA